AUGCUGACGUUCUACGGCUGGCACAUUUUGGGCAGUGUCCUUUGCAUUGUAAUUAUUCUGCAACAGUGGACGAUUCAGAUGGCAAUCCAAGAUAUUCGAAUGGACGUACACAUAGUUCCUCAGGUAGUGACUCAAGUGGUCACUAAAGUGGUGACUGCAACACCAACAACUGUUGAUGCUGCGACCACCGAAGUCACGAUCGAAGCGCUUUCCGAGUUUGACGAGAGAUUGAUGAGCCACGUGAGAAGCAUUUUGGUCAAACCGAACAAUCGAAGCGUGCCCUACGCUCUGCAAAACCCAAACGCCGCCGACUACUCUCAGGAUAACACCGGCCCUUUUGUACUCUCCCUGUUGAAAAACAAGACGAAGGGUUUCUUCUUUGAAUGCGGCGCGUUCGACGGCGAGACCUUUUCCAACAGCCUGGCGCUGGAAAAGUUUUUCAACUGGACGGGUUUGCUGGUCGAAGGAUCGCCGAAGAACGUUCAGGUCAUGCUGACCAAGAAGAGACGGGCGUGGAUUUCGCCCACUUGUCUCAGCACAACCAGGAAAUCCAUGAAGGUCAAGUUCCUCGACAGCACCAACACUGGGAAAAUAGUCGGGGGAGCAAAUCAGACUGUGGCGAAACCCCAGUCCGGCUCCCUGGUCCAAUCUUUUUGUGUUCCCUUCAACACCUUGAUGAAAGUUCUGGACAUUAAGCAUAUUGAUUACCUCACUCUGGACGUUGAAGGCCAAGAAUUUGAAAUUCUCCAGACGAUCGACUUCAACAGUGUGACGAUUGACGUGAUGGCUGUGGAGUUUAAUAAUUUUCGUCCGCCCGAAAUCUUACAAGAAAUUCUCAAAAUUGCGAAUGCAAAUGGAUUCGUCAUGGUCAAAAGAACGAGACUCGAUUACAUCUUUGUGCACACCAGAAUUUACCAACCCCCGAUUGCAACAUCUUCAAAUUUGCCGACUGUGAAUCCGACUACAAAAAAAACUCAGUGA
Molecule: messenger RNA, 981 nt
Organism: Neocloeon triangulifer
Lineage: Eukaryota; Metazoa; Arthropoda; Insecta; Ephemeroptera; Baetidae
Exons: 5
Coding region: 1-981 (326 amino acids)
Molecular function (GO): S-adenosylmethionine-dependent methyltransferase activity
Source: RefSeq, a predicted model, not a curated record